GAGGGUGUUUAACUGUGUAUUUAGAAAAGAUGCUUAGAGUUAUUUUUCCUUCCUUUUGGAAUCUAAUAAUUAGAAUUUUUUUGAUCUUGUAGUACUGGGAGGCAUAUGCCAUUUAAAAUAAGAGUGAGGGAGGUAGAAUGCACUUUUUACUACGGUACAGCUAGCUUCUGUAAUGUUUUUAUUCUAGUCCAUGCCGUUCUCCUCAGAGGCAGAAAGUGUCCCCUCUGUAGCCCCUGAGCUGGUUAUAUGCUGCCUCUGCUAGGAGUUUGAUCUGAGGUGAGUUUUGUUGGACAAAGGGAACAUGUUUGAACCAACCUAAGAGAGUUACAGUUGUAUUUCCUGCUAUUCCCAUCACCCUCUCUCAGUAUGUUAGAUACAUUUCAAGGCACUUCUCUUUGCAGUGUGAGUGGGGGUUAUCCUUUAAAAGCAGUACAUGCAGUAUAACGGCCUAGAGGGUGUAUAGGCUCAGCAGGAAUAGUGCACUGUAAAUGGUACAGUGUGAAAUGCAUGCAACACGCGGUCAGGGCUACAAAGGCUAAUUAGAGGCCAGUAACUAGUGGUGUACCCUGUGGGUCAAUAUUGACUCUAAUCCCACUCAACAUCAUCAUUAAUCACAGAAGGGCUGAAGUUGGAACUGUGGGAAAUCUCCUUGUACAACUUCCCUGCUAAAGAAGGGUUACCUAAAGCCGCUUGUCCAGGACCACAUCCAGAUGGCCCUUGAAUACUUCCGAGGAGGACAGGAGGCCCCACAACCUGCCUGGGCAACCUAUGCCAGUGCUUAGUCAUCCUUACAGAGCGACAUUUAAAAUGUUAAAGGCAGUUUUAAAAAAGAGCCGAGAGGGUGGAAAAGGGAACAAGAAAGACUCAGCAGGUGACUCCAGCCCAGAAAAUGCCUUGCAGGUUAUAGCAACAUCUGGCCACAAUACAGAUUUUCCCAUUGGCAAUCAGCCAGUCUCCGAGGACACUUAUAGAAUGAACUUGGCUAAAGGAGUCUCAAUGUCACUGCCAUCUUCACCUCUGCUGCCACGCCAGUCCUAUUUGAUGCAGUCAAGAUCAAACAAAAAGUCUCCAGGUCCGAUCAGGAAGCCCAAGUAUGUGGAAAGUCCUAGAGUGCCAGGUGAGGCAGCUCUACCACUGAGGAAAGGAUCGGAGCAAGGAGAACCCAGUCAAAAUGCAAAGCCUGAUAAAGACUCGAGCUGUUCUCCUGCAGCACAAGAAUUGAUGACAAGAUUGGGUUUUUUACUGGGAGAAGGGAUCCCAACUUCUGCUCAUAUAGAAGAAAAAAAUGAAGUCAUGUGUACAGUAGCCAGUCAAGGAGUGAGUCCAUGUUCCACCCUCACAAGCAGCACUACAUCACCUAGCACUGAUAGUCCCUGCUCCACUCUCAAUAGCUGUGUUGGCAAAACAGCCGCUAACAAGGGUAGUCCCUGUGGAACCAUUAGCAGCCCGAGCUCCACGCUGGAGAGCAAAGACAGUGGAAUUAUAGCAACUAUAACAAGUUCAUCAGAAAAUGAUGAUCGUAGUGGAUCCAGUUUGGAAUGGAGCAAGGAUGGGAGUUUCAGAGCUGGAAAACAUCAAGGGAUUAGUCAUGAUCGAAGAACAGAUAACUGUUCACCAGUUGCAGAAGAGGAAGGAGUUGGAUCUGCUGAGAAUUUGCCAAAGGAAGUACCAGCAGGAGAGGGUCCCGUUCCUUAUGCUCAAAAUACUGGCUCUUUAAUAAUGCCUCGUCCAAACUCCGUUGCAGCAACAAGUUCAACCAAACUUGAAGAUCUGAGUUAUUUGGAUGGACAAAGAAAUACUCCUUUACGCACUUCAAUUCGCUUACCUUGGCACAAUACUGCUGGCGGGAGAGUGCAGCAGGAAAGUAAAGUUCUUUUCAUCCCGUAUAAGCCUCAAGACAUUUUGCUGAAGCCACUGUUGUUUGAAGUGCCAAGCAUAACAACAGACUCAGUAUUUGUUGGAAGAGAAUGGCUGUUUCAAGCAGUUGAAGAAAAAUUGAAGAAUACUGAUCCAGCAGAGAUCAGGGGAGCAGUUAUUACUGGAAAUGUGGGAUUUGGGAAGACUGCAGUUAUUUCACGGCUGGUGGCACUGAGCUGCCAUGGAAGUCGCAUGAGGCAAAUAGCUUCAAAUAUCCCUAAUUCAUGCCCCAAAAGUGGUGAUUCCUGUCAGGAGAUUCCCUUAAGUCAGUUAUCCCCAUCUGCUCCUCCAUCAAAUGGUAGCAGUACAAUAAAGACACUGAAUUGUCCUAGUACUCCUGAAUACCAGAAUCAAACAGGUGAUUCUGUGAGACGCCUUGCUUCAAAGGUCGUUGCGUAUCACUACUGUCAAGCUGACAACACAUACACAUGUCUUGUACCAGAAUUCGUCCACAGUGUUGCAGCUUUACUUUGUCGUUCAAAUCAACUAACAGCCUACAGAGAUCUUCUAAUAAAAGAGCCUCACUUACAAAGCAUGCUUAGCCUGAGAUCGUGUGUCCAAGAUCCAGCAGCAGCUUUUAAAAGGGGAGUGUUGGAACCACUUUCAAACCUCAGGAAAGAGCGGAAAAUUCCUGAGGAAGACUACAUAAUUUUGAUAGAUGGUUUAAAUGAUGCUGAAUUUCAUAAACCUGAUUAUGGUGACACAGUUUCUUCAUUUAUCACAAGCAUAAUCUGUAAGUUUCCUCCCUGGCUGAAGCUCAUUGUGACCGUAAGAACUAAUUUCCAGGAAGUAGUAAGUUCACUGCCCUUUAUUGCAAUAUCUCUGGACAAUUUUCCAGAUAACAAAGAAAUUCAUGAUGACUUGAAUGCCUAUAUUCAGUACAGAAUUAAUAACAGCCAGGAAAUUAUAAACAACAUAUCUUUAAAUGGGAAAGCUGAUGCAGCUAUUAUCGGGAAAGUGAGUAACCACCUGAUCAUGAGAAGCCUGGGAUCUUACCUCUAUUUGAAACUCACUCUGGAUCUUUUCCAAAAAGGUCACUUAGUAAUCAAAAGUGCAAGCUACAAGGUUGUUCCAGUGUCUCUAUCAGAGCUGUACUUACUACAGUGCAAUAUGAAGUUCAUGACAAACUCUGCUUUUGAGCGAGCCCUGCCAAUAUUAAAUGUGGCAUUGGCAUCCCUACAUCCCAUGACAGAUGACCAGAUUUUCCAAGCUAUUAAUGCAGGACAAAUAAACGGUGAACAACAGUGGGAAGACUUCAGCCAAAGGAUGGAAGCCCUUUCAUGUUUUCUGAUAAAAAGACGUGACAAAACACGUAUGUUCUGCCAUCCUUCCUUCAGAGAAUGGCUUGUUUGGAGAGCAGAUGGUGAAAAUACUGACUUCUUAUGUGAGCCAAGGAAUGGACAUGCUCUACUGGCUUUCAUGUUUUCUCGACAAGAGGGAAAGUUAAACCGCCAACAAACUAUGGAACUUGGUCAUCAUAUACUUAAAGCUCACAUUUUUAAGGGUCUCAGUAAAAGGACUGGAAUUUCUUCCAGUCAUCUUCAAGCCUUAUGGAUUGGUUAUAGCACUGAUGGACUGUCUGCAGCCCUUGCUUCGCUGAGGAACAUCUAUACCCCCAAUGUGAAGGUGAGUCGACUGCUGAUCUUGGCAGGAGCAAAUGUGAAUUACAGGACUGAAGUAUUAAAUAAUGCUCCAGUGCUGUGUGUUCAGUCGCACCUUGGACAUGAAGAAGUGGUCACUCUUCUACUAGAAUUUGGAGCUGCUAUUGAUGGAACUUCAGAAAAUGGGAUGACAGCACUUAGUUAUGCAGCUGCUGCAGGUCACAUGAACAUAGUUUCACUGCUGUGCAAAAAAGGCGCAAAGGCUGACUAUGUAGACAAGAAGGGCCAGUGUGCUUUGGUCCAUAGUGCACUGAGAGGGCAUCGUGAUAUCCUUGAAUACUUGCUCAAUGUUGCUUGGAUAGCUCCAUCCCAAGAACAAAAUUCAUUAAGAAGAAGCCAGGCACUGCAACAAGCUCUAACAGCAGCUUCCAGUAUGGGACACUGUCAGGUGGUUUGUUACAUCUUGACAAUGGAAAAGGAUCAUGGAAUAGACAUCAAUGACACUGAUGCCUUAUGGGGAGAAACAGCCCUGACAGCUGCUGCAGGAAGAGGGAAACUGGAAGUCUGCGAGUUACUUCUUGAACGUGGAGCCGUUGUGACAAGAGCUAACAGGCGGGGGAUUCCUCCACUCUUCUGUGCAGUGCGACAGGGGCACUGGCAGAUUGCUAAACUUCUAGUGGAGCAUGGGUCUGAUGUGAAUUUAAGCGACAAGCAAGGCCGAACUCCACUUAUGGUGGCUUCUUGUGAAGGACACUUGAGCACUGUGGAAUUUCUGCUUUCUGAAGGUGCAACUAUUUCCUCUCUGGACAAAGAAGGACUGACAGCUUUGAGCUGGGCAUGUCUGAAAGGCCACAGGGAAGUGGUUCAGUAUUUAGUUGAGAAAGGUGCGACAACUGAUCAGACAGACAAAAAUGGACGAACACCCCUAGACCUGGCAGCUUUUUAUGGAGAUGCUGAUAUUGUGCAGUAUUUGGUAGAGAAAGGAGCAAUGAUUGAGCAUGUAGACCACAGCGGCAUGCGGCCACUGGACAGAGCUAUUGGAUGUCGUAACACGUCAGUAGUGGUUAUGCUACUGAGAAAAGGAGCUAAACUAGGAAAUGCAGCAUGGGCAAUGGCCACCUCCAAACCCGAUAUUCUCCUUAUUCUGCUGCAGAAACUGAUGGAAGAAGGAAAUAUACUGUACAAAAAAGGCAAGAUGAAAGAAGCAGCACAGCGCUAUCAGUAUGCCCUGAGGAAGUUUCCGAGGGAAGGAUUUGGAGAAGAAAUGAAAGCAUUCAAUGAGCUGAGAGUUUCAUUAUACCUAAAUUUGUCACGAUGUCGCCGAAAAACAAAUGACUUUGGUAUGGCUGAAGAGUUUGCUACUAAAGCACUGGAUCUGAAACCCAAGUCUUACGAAGCUUAUUAUGCUAGAGCAAGAGCCAAGAGGAACAGCAGAAAGCUACUUGCUGCUCUUGCUGACUUACGUGAAGCCACACAGCUGUGUCCCAGCAAUCAAGAGAUAAAACGUCUCCUGGCUCGAGUAGAAGAGGAAUGCAAACAGUUCCAGAGGACACAGCAACAGAAGCAUCAGUCUCCACAGCUACCACAGCAAACUAACAACUCUGAUAAUGAGGAGGAGGGCAUUAUACAUGGUGUGAAUGAUAAUUUUAAUCUUCAAGACAGGGAGGAUGAACUGCCACACCCUGAGGAAUCUGUUUCCUGUUCACAAAGGCUGCAGUGUUCCUUAACUGCUUCGUCGUACAGCAGGACCCUUCAAGAAGGUGUUCAGCAGAAAGCUAGAUCUGCGUCCCCUCAAAGCAGAACAGGCAAUAAAUACCUGAGAGAGCCAGGCUUGAUCAUGCAGCCAACAAAGCAGGCACAGAUUGUGAAAACUAAUCAGCACCUGAGCUCCAUCCAGCCCGGACCAAAACCAGGAAGCAGUCCAUGUACUGCAAAGACACAAUCAUCUUUUCAGCAUCUUCCUCAAAGUCCCUUGCCAGUCCGGCACUGUAAAAUUCAGCAUCUGGAUGGGACAAGCACAUUAUCAUCCGGAAGCGUUUCCGCAGGUCCUAGUUCUGAACUGUACAAUGAGAAGUUUGUGUCUAGCCAGUGUUCCCACUCACAGCAUAAUGAGAAUCUCUCUUCACAUUCUUUUGCAAGUAAGUCUAAAACCACCGACAGGUUGACAGCGCCUACUCCAAUGAAUUUCAGUGAAGCAAGGCAGCAAAGUCCUGUCCCCUGUAGUUCUCCAGCUGGUAGUAUGAUUCUCGCCAGCUCAACCAGCAGCUUAACUUCAGCCAGUAGUUUUUCAGAUAGUAUUAAGGGGCUAGGCCCAGACGUUCGACUCAAGGAGAGUAACGUUCAUCAAGUUCAGGGUACUGCUGAACACAGACCUCGCAAUACGCCAUUUAUGGGGAUCAUGGAUAAGACUGCAAGGUUUCAGCAGCAGAAUACUCAGUCCAGUCGUACUUGGCACUCUCAGGCAUCGGAGGGAUUAUCAACACAUGUUGCUUCUGGGGGUGUUCAGCCCUCCAAUUUUGAGCAGUUCUCAGUCAAGCACUACCAAACUAAAAUCUCCUCUACUGGUGCUGCCCCAGGCGACAGCAGCCAGAACGGUCUGCAAGCUAAAGACCGCGAGGAGCUCAAGUGCCAAAUGUCAACCCACUGUCAAGACAGCAGAUCACCUAAACAGGCACCGCAUUUAUACCCAGAUGCGGUAGCAAACCCACAGCCUCACAGCAGUAAGGAAAGCCAUCUGAGUCAUGGCACGGCUGCAAAACCAAAGCGAUCAUUCAUUGAAUCAAAUGUAUAAAUAUUACUGUGUAUAUUUACAGGCUUGUAAAACUUGGCUCAUGACAUUAUAGGGUAUUACUUCUGUAAAAGUACUGAUGGCUGGUCACUUGUGAGUAUGCAGUCCAUGCUGGCCAGUACUCAAUGGGCUACAACCGCUUCAAACUGGUCCUACCAUCACAGGACAGUUACAGGAACUGGAAUAGCAAACCUGUGUGAGAAGAGUCCGUGAAGAUCACCAACCCACCGCGCUAGGCCCUCACGCAGAGAAAGCCUUUCCAUCCUAUUUUACCAUCAAGUAAGACUUUCCUUUUACAUAGGGCUUUAAUGUCUGGUUAUAUUACAUCUCACCACUUACAUAAUAAUCGUGCCUCUCUAAUGCUUAAGUGCUUACUUCUCAAAACAGUGUUAAGAAAGAUAACCUGCUGCAUAAUACUCAGAUCUGUAUAUGUAUGCUUUUUUUUAAAAUCAAAGAUAGUAUUUUAUCACUUUUCUAGUGGGAUCUAAUUUGGGUUGCAUGAUGUACAUUUAGGAAGCAUAAAUAAUUUGUGUCUGAGUACAAUAUAAGCAGCCAUGUUUGGACAUGUAAAUAUAAAUAUUUUUAGUAACUAGAACUCAACUAAGAUAAACAGCGACAUUUGCAUGUGUAUUGAAAGGCUUUGACCAUAUUGGUUAUUGCACUGAAGAACACAAUAUUAUGGCAUAUUAACAAUAAUCGCACUUUAUAUAGUUUAUCUAAUCACCUUUGGGUGCUAUCUUAAAGCAAGAUGAUUUAUUGUUUAUUGUGGAAAAAGGUACAGCGGUGAAAUCUUUAGGAAUUGUUUUUAUGGGAAACCCAAGAAAUUGAUGAAGAUGAAAGUUUGAGGAAAAGCGUACGUGCAGCUGUGUGCCAGGAUGAAGUUGUGAAGUUUCUCAGAGGAAAUUCGGUUUUAUAGUGGUGAGAGGAGCUGUAGUGCCAUCCCCACAGUGCAGGGAGGUUGGAGUGGUCAAUGUGACAGGCACAGUUCACAUCCUGGUUGUGGACAGUGUUGGACAUUGUAAACAGCCGUACCCCCUUUUACAACUUCUUUUUGAGUUUGCAUCAUUAUGCUUUAGCUUAUUUAUUGCUUACUGUUUCUUUGAUAUUUUGUACAACUCCUUAUAUUAGUCUUGUCCUGUAGUUCUAUUUUUGCACAGCUACUGUAUUUUUUCCAUAGAAAAUAAAGAUUAUUAAUACACCUGUGCGAGGAGAUGCAGUCCCUGAUGGUUACAGAGGAAACUCUCUCCAGCUUUUUUCCAGGAAUAGGGAACAGACAAAGGCUCAUUUUUGGUUUUUAAAUUAGAAAAAGAAAUACAGACUGUAUACUCUUCUAUUUCUUACCUUCUGCAAGACUAACUUGGCAAAAUCAAGGCCCAAAACUCAUAAAAGUGGUGAAAACUUUAAGAAAACUUUAUUUGAAAAACAGAAAUGCCACAAAGUAAAAUUACCAAUAACUUAGAAGUUUUUCAGUCAUUUUCUGGGCAUUUCCAACAGUGAAGAUUUUCUUUCUAACAAACAUUUAAAUGACAGCCACAGCUGAGAAAAGCAGCACUAUUUUUUCCCCCCAGUUGUUUCUGAUGCAGUUAUUUCUUUUAGCUACAUAUAAUUUCAUCUCAACUGAUUUGAACAAAUGACUUCAGAGCUUGGUGGUUUACACAUGUUUCUGCUGCGUCUCCAGCCAGCGGCUGAUUGCCAUUUUUAGUGUCCUGUUUGGUGUAAGCAUAGGAGAGGGGAGAGGAAGAUUGGUCAUGGGACUAGAUCGUCUCUUACUGUUGAUCCAGUUUUCUAUUGCUUCCUUUUCAUAGGAAUAGCCAUCUACAAAGAAACCAUCAUGAAAAGCUGGUAUUACAGAUGCUUGGGCACUGUUACAUGGUACAGAUUUUCACUAUUUAAAUUUAAAAGGGGUGUAAGGGAAUCAGUAUUUCCAAACAGGAAAAUUGAGAUACAGAAAAAUUACAUGGUUUGUGAAAGCUUUACAAUAGACUGUAUUUGUUUCAAAUUACAUAGUUAAAUGUAUUACAAUAAAACUUUAUACCGCAGUAUUAAGAUCAAAAUUUGAUUCAACUUUUUAAAUGACACUGUAUUCAGCAAACUAACAAGUACAAGCUCUUUGAGAAAGCACUGCAAAUAUAUCAGCCAGAUACAGCUCCAUCAGUUCACAGAUGCCGCUAAAGCAGCGUAUGGGUGAGAGAUUCUUGUAGCUGGGCCUGAACCUUCCUCCAAAGAGCCAGGUCUGGCUGUGAGCACGGGGUGGGGGCAACAAGGACACACAAAACGUCAACUCUCUUUUCUGAACUGGUACACUGAUGUUUUGCUGCUGUGGUGAUUUGGGCUGCUCGUGGGCAGCAGAGGCAAAUCCACCAUCCACAACUGCUAAACUGGCCCUUUCCCACCCAAGGGAGUGUCUCUGACAAGAUCAUGGAAUCCAGCCAUGCCUGUGCAUGAAUUUGUGACUAAGGUACACAAGUGAUAAACAGGGUGCAGUUACAUAAAGGCUUCCUGUGUCCUUAUUUGCAGUUAAGGAAUUAUAGACAGUAUGGAUAAAGUUCAUUAAAAGGCUAUAAAAAUAGCAUCAGAGCUGCCUGCAAAGGGUCCCGUGCCUGUAGCCACACAUGUGUAAGUGAGAAGCACCGCAAUAGUGAGGUGAGUAGCCAGAAACCUGCACUGGCAGUCAAUGUGUGUAACACUAGGGCUUGCUCAGCUCCUCU
Strigops habroptila (Kakapo) is the source of this 9014-nucleotide messenger RNA. RefSeq names its product tetratricopeptide repeat, ankyrin repeat and coiled-coil containing 1 (gene TANC1). Lineage: Eukaryota; Metazoa; Chordata; Aves; Psittaciformes; Psittacidae. The transcript has 26 exons. Gene Ontology annotation, molecular function: protein binding. Gene Ontology annotation, biological process: regulation of postsynapse organization. Gene Ontology annotation, cellular component: glutamatergic synapse. Bases 769 to 6309 code for a protein of 1846 amino acids. The record is from RefSeq and is a predicted model, not a curated record.